UCCUACAUAUUUCUCAUAAUCACUUUUCCAAUCAUGAUCUUCCAUUGCAUUAAGAUUGUACAAGAAUAUGAAAGGGCAGUAAUGUUUCGAUUAGGCAGGUUGCUUUCUGGUGGUGCCAGAGGACCAGGAUUAUUUUGGAUAAAUCCUUGUACUGAUAAAUAUCACAAAAUCGACUUGCGUACUGUCGCCUUUGAUAUUCCGCCUCAAGAAAUUUUGUCUAGAGAUAGCGUGACAGUUGCAGUUGAUGCAGUUGUCUAUUAUCGCGUUUGUGAUCCUACUAUGGCUGUAAUGAAUAUUGAAAAUUUCGAUGUAUCAACGCGCCUACUUGCUCAAACUACUCUUAGAAAUGUUUUGGGUACCAAAAACAUGUCUGAAAUAUUAUUAGAUCGAGAAACGACUAGUCAUCAAAUGCAGUCAGUUUUGGACGAUGCUACUGAUGCCUGGGGAAUUAAAGUUGAACGAGUCGAAGUGAAAGAUGUUCGCUUGCCUGUGCAAUUACAACGUGCUAUGGCUGCGGAAGCUGAAGCCUCUCGUGAAGCUAGAGCUAAGGUUAUCUCGGCUGAAGGAGAGCAAAACGCUUCAAGAGCACUAAAGGAGGCUGGCGAUGUUAUUGCUGCUUCUCCAGCGGCAUUGCAAUUAAGAUAUAUGCAAACUUUAACGCAAAUCUCAAGUGAAAAGAAUUCAACCAUUAUUUUCCCAAUUCCAAUAGAUUUAAUCAGGGGCUUUAUGGGUAGGGGUACUACACCGAAAGCAAAGAGCUACAAGCCAGAACCCAGAUUUGCAACCACUGCUAGUAUUGGAUCCACUGAGUCAGUAAGAUCUCCUCCUAUUCCGGAUAUGUAA
Trichoplax adhaerens is the source of this 843-nucleotide messenger RNA. RefSeq lists its product as uncharacterized. The transcript is spliced from 6 exons. Gene Ontology annotation, cellular component: plasma membrane. NCBI's taxonomy places the organism in Eukaryota, Metazoa, Placozoa, Uniplacotomia, Trichoplacea, Trichoplacidae. The coding region runs from base 34 to 843 and encodes 269 amino acids. The record is from RefSeq and is a predicted model, not a curated record.